Messenger RNA from Diplodia corticola, 1679 nucleotides. RefSeq names its product glycoside hydrolase family 71 protein. The transcript is spliced from 7 exons. The record is from RefSeq and is a predicted model, not a curated record. The annotation marks the transcript as partial. Gene Ontology annotation, molecular function: glucan endo-1,3-alpha-glucosidase activity. Lineage: Eukaryota; Fungi; Ascomycota; Dothideomycetes; Botryosphaeriales; Botryosphaeriaceae.
AUGGCUUUCAAUCGCGGCUUCCUGGCCGCCUUGGUCUCUUUUCUUGUCCUCACCACCGCAAACUUCGGAGCAGCCAAGGCCCUAACCAAGGGUGUUUUUGCCCACUACAUGGUUGGAACCGUGUACGAAGAGCAUGCUCACCAAGACAUCAAAGAUGCUUCGGCCAUGGGUCUUGACGGAUUCGCUUUGAACAUUGGCGACCCCUCCCAAAACUUCGUACGCCAGACGUUAAACUACAUGUUCGACCACGCCCGCGACAACUACCCCGGCUUCAAACUCUUCAUCAGCAUGGAUCUAUGGGCCGCGGGCUCCGCCAAGAAAGGCUUGGAUGACUUCGACGACCUCCUCAGGGACUACAUGGGUCAUGCCGCUUACUACAAAGGCCCGAAUGGGUAUCCCUUUAUCAGCUCAUUUGCCGACGGCGGUCUCCACAACACCACAUGGAUGGACUGGAGGAACAAGUGGGCCAACGAAAUUUACUUCGUUCCUGAUUUUGACGGCUCAAAAGGCUACUACCUGUCCGACCCUGGCUGGUGGGAGUACUGGGGAGACGUUGUCGAUGGCAUCUUCAGCUGGGAAUCCACUUGGCCGCUGCGGGGCCACACUGACACAUCUUCUUGGAAGAACGAGUCAUGGGUGAGGGAGGGCGCGUUCUCGAACGAACAGGCGUACAUGAUGGGCUUAAGCAUGCUGCAGUACAAGAACUCGUACGAUACGAAUCUCUACCGAGCCGGCGAAGACAAUCUCUCCUGGAGACUUUUCAACCUUCAACAAAUGCGUCCGGCGCCGGAGUACAUUCAGAUACUUACAUGGAAUGAUGGCCCCGAAAGCCAUUACAUCGGCAACAUCUGGCCGGAGCAGAACAACGAGACCGACCCAACCAGAUAUGCCACCCAAGCGGAUUUCCCCCACAACGGCAUUCGUCCCUUGCUGUCCUCCUUCAUCAGCUCUUACAAGGCUGGAAAAGAAAUCAUGGAGCCUCCGACUGGUGAAGAUGCAGUUGGUGCGCUAUGGUACAAGUCCAUCCACUCGAGCACCGUGUGCCCCGACACCGACGCCCUCAUCAGCAAGAAACCGGAUGGCUACUCGGCCGCCUCCGAUGUGCUCACAUGGGCCGUCAUCGUCAGCUCCAUCGGAGGACCCUACAGCAUUCGCGGCUUCAGUGGCGGGCAAGAACUCCAGACGUUCUACCUCACCGCCGGCUACAACUUCGGCACCUUUUCCUCGCUGCAAGAAGGUGACCAACGCAUGGAGCUCCUCGACGCCAGCGGAAAUGUCGUCAUGGUGGCAUCGGGCGGCCGCUGCGUCACUUCGACCUGCCCGGACGGCAUCUACAACCUCAAUCCGCAGAUCCUCGAGCUCACCAUGGACACAUCGGAGAAGACGUGCAGCGAGCCUAUCACUGACAUGUACCCGCCCAUAUCCGCGGCCGCAACCUGGGGAACGAGGUUGUUUGGUUUCAACAAGUGCACACCGGGGAUGAAGAGUGAUAUCCAGCGGGCGUACGACGACUUCCACAGGUUGACCGACCAGAACGGUGUGGGUGACAAGAUUGACUGGACCAGCGUCGCCGCGCUCGAGUUUUUGGCGCCUCCCGUGGAGAAUGAGAGGCAGCAAGCGCAAAUCCAAGACGUGUUUACCAAAGCCUCCACAAUCUACCCGGGGUUCUAUUUCAACCC